Pangasianodon hypophthalmus (striped catfish) is the source of this 3884-nucleotide messenger RNA. RefSeq names its product gamma-aminobutyric acid type A receptor subunit beta1 (gene gabrb1). The transcript is spliced from 9 exons. The coding region runs from base 622 to 2064 and encodes 480 amino acids. Gene Ontology annotation, cellular component: GABA-A receptor complex; synapse; neuron projection. Gene Ontology annotation, biological process: chemical synaptic transmission; regulation of membrane potential; monoatomic ion transmembrane transport. Gene Ontology annotation, molecular function: neurotransmitter receptor activity; GABA-A receptor activity; extracellular ligand-gated monoatomic ion channel activity. Lineage: Eukaryota; Metazoa; Chordata; Actinopteri; Siluriformes; Pangasiidae. The record is from RefSeq and is a predicted model, not a curated record.
AUUCAUUAUUCAUACCAUUAUUAAUGUAUGCUUUUUUUCCGGCGGCGCGUGAGAUUUUAAUUCGUUUUCCGGGGUUCUAACGAGUAAUUUAUUCAUGUGUGGGCGCGUGACGCGUGGCCAAUUUAGAAAUGGCGCGAAAAGAGCUCUCGGAGCGGAGCGUCUUCGUGCAGCUCCAGCAAUAACCAAAAUAUGCGCAUUUAGUGAGGCGUGCGACACCUCGCACAGGAGUGACGGUUAGACGAGCGAGCAGGCGAACUGGUGGUUACUGCACUUCUGGGUUUCUCUGCAUGCUCAAGCAGGUGCGGAGAAGCCGGAGCGCUUGGAGCACGCUGCGCCGCGCCAGGAACAAUGGGAUCUGACCGGCAUACUGAUACAGUGCUCGCGCUGCGUCUCCACGACCUGAGCACCGGCGGCCCCGGGAGCAGCUCUGGCGCACUCUCUCCUCUCCUCUCCUCCGCUGCGCUCUUCUUUAGAUAAGCUUGCCUUUUUCUUUUUUUUUCUUUUUUUUUUUUUUUUGCAUAUUUAUGCUGGUCACGUCGUCGUGCGUGCAUCGCUGCGUGCUUGAGAUUGCGGGAUCGCUUCGGAGCAAGUUGGACGGCGCGAGCGCCCUGUCUGUGCGCGAUGUGGAGGGCUGGAGAGCGCUGGCGUCCGGCGCUGCUGUGUCUGCCCGUGCUGAUGGCCGUGACACUCGGCCGCACUCCGAUCUCACACAGGGUUAACGAGCCCAGCAACAUGUCGUACGUCAAAGUCACCGUGGACAAACUGCUUAAAGGCUACGACAUUCGGCUUAGGCCCGAUUUUGGAGGUCCUCCGGUUGAUGUCGGGAUGAGUAUUGACAUCUCCAGUAUCGACAUGGUGUCUGAGGUGAACAUGGACUACACCAUCACCAUGUAUUUCCAGCAAUCAUGGCGUGAUAAACGCCUGUCCUACACGGGGAUUCCUCUGAACUUGACACUGGAUAACCGAGUGGCUGAUCAACUCUGGGUGCCUGACACUUACUUCAUAAAUGACAAGAAAUCUUUCGUUCAUGGUGUCACCGUCAAGAACCGCAUGAUUCGGCUGCAUCCAGAUGGAACUGUGCUCUAUGGCCUCAGGAUAACUACAACAGCAGCCUGUAUGAUGGACCUGCGGAGGUACCCCCUGGAUGAACAGAACUGCACCCUGGAGAUUGAGAGCUAUGGGUAUACUACAGAUGACAUUGAGUUUUAUUGGCAGGAGGGAAGUUCGGUGACUGGAGUAGACAACAUUGAGUUGCCGCAGUUCUCCAUCAUUGACUAUAAAACUUUAUCUAAGAAGGUGGUGUUUGCAACAGGGUCAUACCCUCGUCUGUCCCUGAGCUUUAAGCUGAAGAGAAACAUUGGAUAUUUUAUCCUGCAAACCUACAUGCCCUCAAACUUGAUCACCAUCCUGUCCUGGGUCUCCUUCUGGAUUAACUAUGAUGCUUCUGCAGCACGGGUAGCUCUAGGAAUCACUACUGUACUGACCAUGACCACCAUCAACACCCAUCUACGAGAGACGCUACCCAAGAUCCCCUAUGUAAAAGCCAUAGAUAUAUAUCUAAUGGGCUGCUUUGUCUUCGUGUUCUUGGCCCUGCUUGAGUAUGCAUUUGUUAACUACAUUUUCUUCGGCCGAGGUCCUCACCUACAGAAGAAAGUGGCAGAAAAAGCAGCUAAGAGCAACAACGAGAAGAGUAGACUUGAGAGCAACAAAAUCCAGGUGGAUGCCCAUGGAAACAUUCCCCUUACCAAUCUUGACCUGCGCCUCACUGGGGCUGAGAUGCUCGGUGGUCUUGGUGACCCUCGGAAUACCAUGUUCUCUUAUGACAGUGCCAGCAUCCAAUACCGCAAGCCCCUCACAGGCUGUGACCUUUAUGGCCGGCCGACUGCUUCCCUUGAACGGCCAAUCAAGCACAAGAAGAGUCGCUUGAGGAAGCGGGCCUCUCAGCUUAAGGUGAAAAUUCCAGACCUGACAGAUGUGAAUGCCAUCGACAAGUGGUCUCGUGUCAUCUUUCCCAUCACCUACACUUUCUUCAACCUAGUCUACUGGCUUUACUACGUCCACUAGGGGACAGCAGUGCACUCAGCUUAGCUUUCACUUAUCAGAUCUGGUCAGGCUUUCUCAACCUAGGGGUUAUUUAAACUGCAAUUUAAUCUGAUAUCCUGCCAUAUAUAAGCUAUACAGUCAUCUAGAAAAUGUAAUAACUGUUAGUUCCUGAUUAGAUCUUUCUAUUCAUCACCCCUACUUCAUGUGAGAAUGGACUACAGGGGUAUGAUGGUGCUGCAUCUAAAUGUGCAAGAAUGCACUAUAGCCCAGAGUUAGUACUAACACUACAGCUCCAACUGUAGGCAGCAUGUAAAGGUCAGACGCUAUGGCUUGAGCCAAUAAACAAUGUUAAUUCUCAGAAUAUGUACCAGCCUUUUAAAUAUUUGCACUGUUUUGGGACAGAGUUCAUUCUAGACGUAAAGGACACUGCAGCUUUGGGGUUUUUUGAGAGUCUGCCCAUGUGCACAUUUGCUAAACACACUCUUGGUGCACUAAACUAAAUACUUGCGUAUUAGAUAGUCCUUAGAGUAGCCACACUUAGCUCUUGUACAUAAUGUGUUACAACAUGAUGAUAAAUUAGCUGAAAAUACAGCAAACAGGGAUAUAUUCAAAGGAACAUAAGUUGAAUCUUUUCACAAAACCUGUGUGAAAGUCUAUUUCUUUAAUUAAGAAUUCAGGUAUUUAAAAAAAGUCACCAUAACUUCUUGUACUGACAAACAAUACCAAGCGUCAUCGUAUACUCUUUACAGGGCACGGCAGCCUUACCUUGUGUCAGCUUAUAAAGCUGAGGGAAGAGACACUGAAAGAAAUUGUUCAUAAAUGCAUGUUUUGACUUAAAUCCCCUGCCUCACACUGGGUAACUACUGGGUACAUACUAAACCACCACAAGCUCUGAGUGAAUUCUGCCUCUGCUUGAAAGGUGUUUUUGUAGCAGUGGCCAGUGAUUUAUUGGUUUCUUUACAACCCUGUCAUUCAAGUGUCAGCCCUUGUCAAUUAUAUUUAGCUUUAAACAUACUCACUGUGACUUGGGUGGUACCCAGGAUCACCUCAAAAACAAAAGAGAAAGGCCAAAAUGCAGACAGGAUCUAACCAACCUGCUGUUAUUUCUUCAGGCUGAAUUUGUGCCUUUGAAACAAAAUUGUGAUAUUUUACAGGGUCAAGCAGAAAGCAAGAGUGAAAACCUGCAGCGAAUUACCUUUUCUAGAGAACAAAAUUAACUCAAGGUUUCCAUAAUGACAAGGUUAGUUAGGCUUUUAAGAUGUUCUAUAUUAACAUUAUAGAUAUUGCAUAGGCAUGCUAGUAGCUAAUAGAAGAACAUUCCAGUAUAUCAGUGACAAUCUAUGACUUGGAGAGGAGUAUCCAUGUAAUUAAUUCUCAGUGAGAUAACUGUACUUCUGCUCUUUAGUCAGUAAGAGGGGCCUCUCAAUUAUUGAAACAUGAUCCAGAACAGACAGACACACAUAAGCAUGUCUGUACACUUACAGAUUUAACACUACAUACGCAAAACAUACACAUAGGACUUAAGUAAAAACUACUUGAUGACUCGGGAUCACAGCAGAGGCCAAAAAUAAAAAAAAAAAAUAAAAAAAAUUACAUAAAGCUAAUGCUGGUCUCAUUUAAAACAACAUUUAAAGCUGUUUAUAUAGCAUAGUUGUGAACUGAAUUCAUGCUUUUUAUCUUUGUGCACCCAUGCCGAUGGGGAUGUGCGCUAAAGGAACGUAUGUGAGACCAAUGAGUGUGUGUAUGUGUGCGUAUUAUGAACACAAGCACAGCUGUUCUUAAAAAUCCUCUUAAACCAUGAGAAACCUUGAAGGAUUCAAAUAAAAUAUUUCAUCAAACCA